This is a messenger RNA of Lymnaea stagnalis (great pond snail), 2117 nucleotides long. The record is from the annotation of a GenBank genome assembly. NCBI's taxonomy places the organism in Eukaryota, Metazoa, Mollusca, Gastropoda, Lymnaeidae.
UCAUUGCUGCAGGCACUGGAUCAGGCCACUCAAAACUCUCAAGGAGUCCACUACAAGCUCUCAGUGGCUGACAAGCAAAUCUCCAACCUUGAACAACGUCUGAAAUGCAAAGACCUGGAAAUUGAUGAUUACAAAGACAAGCUUACAGCCGCAAAUGAGAAGCUGUUUAUCUGUGAGGCAAAUUCUCUGAAAAAGGAUCAUGAAAUGAUCCGCCUACAGGACCUUGUCGAGUGAGUCAAUUUGAUCAGCUUAAAACUAUUUCUAUUGGUUUUUUUUUUACUAAGUUCAAGCAUGUUAAAAGAUUUCAUUAUCAUGGCUUGAAUACAUACAUUCACCGUACUGGUGAAAAGAAAUAACAUCACUCCAACGUUCUAAUUUAAAUCAAACUGGAACAGAUCAACUGAUUUAAGCUCUAAAUUUGGUUUACCACAUUAAGAUGUUAAGAAAACACAGUAAAUACAUUUUUACCUCUACAAUUUUUUGUACCCACAGCCAUUCUCAUCAAAAGUUUUAAAAGAUUUCAUUAUCAUGGCUUGAAUACAUACAUUCACCGUACUGGUGAAAAGAAAUAACAUCACUCCAACGUUCUAAUUUAAAUCAAACUGGAACAGAUCAACUGAUUUAAGCUCUAAAUUUGGUUUACCACAUUAAGAUGUUAAGAAAACACAGUAAAUACAUUUUUACCUCUACAAUUUUUUGUACCCACAGCCAUUCUCAUCAAAAGUUUUAAAAGAUUUCAUUAUCAUGGCUUGAAUACAUACAUUCACCGUACUGGUGAAAAGAAAUAACAUCACUCCAACGUUCUAAUUUAAAUCAAACUGGAACAGAUCAACUGAUUUAAGCUCUAAAUUUGGUUUACCACAUUAAGAUGUUAAGAAAACACAGUAAAUACAUUUUUACCUCUACAAUUUUUUGUACCCACAGCCAUUCUCAUCAAAAGUUUUAAAAGAUUUCAUUAUCAUGGCUUGAAUACAUACAUUCACCGUACUGGUGAAAAGAAAUAACAUCACUCCAACGUUCUAAUUUAAAUCAAACUGGAACAGAUCAACUGAUUUAAGCUCUAAAUUUGGUUAACCACAUUAAGAUGUUAAGAAAACACAGUAAAUACAUUUUUACCUCUACAAUUUUUUGUACCCACAGCCAUUCUCAUCAAAAGUGUUAGUAAGAUUCAGCCACUUAUGAACGGGGGAGGGGUGUGUGUGUGGGGGGGGGGGGAGAAAUCUAUAUUAUUGUGUUGGUAAAGGUAAGCUGUUGGUUGGCCAAUGGUUACUUCAUCAAGAUGUUGUUAAUUUAUACUUCAUUCAUUUUUUUUUUGUAUAUAGCUCACUUAGGAUUGGAGUUGAUCAUGUUCUCCAAGCUUAUGAGGCCAGCGCAAGUCAUGGAACUACUAGCACACAAAGGCAAGGUAUAGAUAACCUCAGACAGAUGGUUCACCCAGAGCAAUACGGGUGAGCAGAAACACAUGUGCAAUGUUGGCAAUUUUAAAGUUGUAGUUCUAGAACAGACAAUUAUAGUGAUCACCAUGCGUGUGGGUGGGGUGGGGUGGGGGCAUAACAGUAAUGUAAAAGAUAUUUAGAUUUAAAAAAAACAUUUAUAAUAUUGUUAGCUUAUUACUUAAUAAUGAAUAUUGAAAAUGAGACAAUUCCUAGAAAAUAAGUUUAUUAUUUUAUGUUUCUUUCCACGAUGACAUUCGAUGCUGAUAUCACAAUACGACGUUAGACUUUGCUUUAGACAUGUAAGACUCUGUAGAAAGUCAAAGAUUUAAAGAAAUCCUUGUAUUUAUUUUUAAGUAAUCUCUUCAAUAAUAAGAUAAAUUGUCGAAAAUUGCCUUCUCAAACAGUUCUUUUGGCAGCAUGAAGUCGAACUACCAGGAUCACCAUAUGAGAGAUGAUCAAAGAUCUGCAACAUUUAAGCAACCACAACCAAAAGGUUUCAAAGGGCCUGCAACAUCAAAGAAAAAUUCUAAAGUCAAACUUCCAAUCAAGCCACAGCCAAUUUAUCCCAAAUCUGCUAGAGGUCAGAAAAAUUCUCAAGAAAUAGGGAAGAAAGACAGAAGCCAGAAGAAAGAACAGUGUUGCGGGUCUACAUCAAGAGAUGAGAAAAAGAGAGGUUUGUAG